AUGCCCGCUUCUCCUUCCAAGCCUCCCAACAACUAUGACACCGCGACCAUCCGCCCCCGUGUCCGCCAGCGCUCCGUAUCCGUCACUGACAGACAACUCUACCCGCAGGCCAUCCGCAACGGACUGCGCCGUCCGAAGGCAUCGCCAUCCUCGGGCACCGCGCCUCGCCGAUCAUACGACUUCUAUGCAGGUCUCAAUGCUACACUCAGCAGGAUCCCCAAAGAGAUUCGUGACGACGUCUACGCAGGCGCGUUUGCAAAGACUAAAGGCGACCUAGGCGUUGCCGAACGCUACCUCAGCCGUGCCUUCGAGACCGCCCUCACCCUUCCCCCGUCCGCCUUUGGCGACAGACCCUACCUCCACUUCUGUGGCAUCGCCGCCUCCCUCGCCUCCGUGCAAGCCAUGCAAGGCGGUGCCGCCGCCCGACGCGCCAAACGCACGUGCGAGCGCACCUGGGCCGUCCUCGAGCCCGCCGACAGCCCAAACGCCACCGCCACCGCCACCGCCAACACCACUACUGACGGGUCCACAGUGAUAGCAGACCCCACCAGCGAUGCGAACAAGAUCGCACCCGAAUGGCGGACGUACGCUGCGAGCGACGCGGAGCGCAUGAAGCGCGUCGCGAUCGCGUGCAUGGUCGCCAAGCUCGUGGGCGAGCGCGCCGCGGGGAGCGAGCAGGAGAAGGAGGAGGAGCGAUGGCUGACGUGGGCGGUCGAGGAGACGCUGAGAGUGUGCAACGCGCUCGAUCCCGACUCGACUGUCGCCGCCGCCGCCGCGUCACCUGUGCCUGCGGGGCAGAGUCCAGCGACGGAGGUCCCCGCGUCGCUCAACGUGACGAUGGAGCACGACCCGGACCUGACGGCGCUCUUCCCGAUGAGCGAGUUCGCAGCGCCGUUCGAGGCGCUCGGCUCGUACUACGCCCGCAGUGGCAACGUCCAAUACGCAUUCUCCCUAUACCACCACGCCCUCGCCCUCCUCCUGCCCUCCACCGCCUCCGCCCCCGCCCCGCGCAUCUUCACAGACGUCCAGCGCACCCCCGCCGACACAUGCAACGCCGCGCAGAUCCUGAACAACAUCUCCGAGCUCGUCAUGCGCCAACACCCGCCGUCCCCAGAGGUGCGCGCCAUGGCCGAAAAAUGGGCGCGCAGCGCACACACCGUCGUCGAGCGCGGGCUGCACGCGCGCGGGAAGCCCGCGCCGCUCGUCACGUCUGGGUUUGUGCAGUAUGGCGGAGGGGGUGGCGGAGGGGAGGAGGAGAUGGAUAUGACGUGCGAGAGCGUGUUUGGCGUUGUGUUGUUCAAUCUGGCGACGAUGCGGGAGGAAAGCGCUGAUGACCGAAUUGCCGUAUUGCAGAUGGACGGCGACAAGAACGAAGCUCGCGCGUUCUACACGCGGAGCAUCGAGCAGUGCAACGCCGCUGGGAUGGACGAAGGCGUGUUCAAAGGCCAAGAAGCUCUGCGGAAGCUAGAACGGAGCUCGGUCACGCCGGACAAGAAAUAG
This is a messenger RNA of Coniophora puteana RWD-64-598 SS2, 1500 nucleotides long. RefSeq lists its product as uncharacterized. The transcript is spliced from 5 exons. Bases 1 to 1500 code for a protein of 499 amino acids. NCBI's taxonomy places the organism in Eukaryota, Fungi, Basidiomycota, Agaricomycetes, Boletales, Coniophoraceae. The record is from RefSeq and is a predicted model, not a curated record.